Cetraspora pellucida is the source of this 1841-nucleotide messenger RNA. NCBI's taxonomy places the organism in Eukaryota, Fungi, Glomeromycota, Glomeromycetes, Diversisporales, Gigasporaceae. The record is from the annotation of a GenBank genome assembly.
UAAUCCUCGCAACUUCUCAACCUACGAAACUUGAAUACGAAAUCAAGCAAGAAUAUGAUAAUCCCGAAAUUAUUGCUUUACGCGGUUCUCCGAAACCACUGUUACCAAUUUCUGGAAAACCUGCUAUUAAUUGGUGGUAUGAUGGUUUGAGAAGUCAAAUUGAGGGUGAUGUUUUCAUUGUGACCAAUGCUCAUAAUCAAGACAUGUUUGCGGAUAUUGAGCUUGUUAAACGUGUCAAGGGUUUUGUAAACUCAACUAUUAUUGUGCAAGCAGAAAUAUUAUUCGAUACUUUCAACGACACAUCUCUAAAUCAACUGCUAUUUGAUAAUAAUUUUGUUAAACUUAUAUUCAACGGUGAUGAAUUAUUAAAACGAAAUAAAAACAUUACAACUUCGACAACAUUGCUCGAUACAACUAGAGAACUCUAUCAAGAUGAAACCAUCAAUACAACCAACUUAAUUGCAUGUGUGUUUCAUUCAAGUGCACUAUAUUUAAUCGAGGAAUAUGCAUUAAAAAACAAAGGAAUGAUAAAUGCCGAUGAUUCUAAUGAUUCUUUUGAUUGUAUCGGAAAGUUUAUCCAAUUUAUGACGAAUAAAAAUCUGGCCAUUAAAACGGUCAUAAUUCCGUAUCAACCUUUUUUUAAAUGGAAGGAUCCGUUUCUGACUCUAAGAGAAUACUCAUCUCUCUUUAAAUCAUUAUUCAUCAGUACUAUAGUCAUCCAAAAAGAUCCUCCAUCGGGUCAUCAAUCAACAUUAAUAACAACACGCUCGUAUGCACGUAUAGGUUUAAUGGGCAAUCCAUCAGAUGGUUUCUACGGAAAGACAAUUUCUCUAUUGAUCUCUAAUUUCUUUGUGGAAAUAACACUAAUCCCCAACAAAUUCAUUUAUACACAAGAAUAUUCUAAAGUCGAGUUUUUUCACUCUAUGAUAACCACAAAAUGUUCAUUCUCAGCAAUUGAAUCUUUAUCAAUAUUAUCUUCCACAGAAGGUUAUACGAAUGCUGAUAGAUUAUUUCAGGCAACUUGCAAAGUAUUCUAUAGAUAUUGUGAAGCCAAUAACUUUGUACUCCAUAAGCAAGGAUUUAGACUAUGUUAUGAAACAAAUAUACCACGACAAGUUGGACUAUCCGGAUCUUCUGCUAUCAUUACUGCUUUAUGGAGAGCGUUGAUGAAAUUUUACGGAAUUGAGAAUGGUGAUAUUUCAUUAGCAAUGCAAGUAAAAUUGAUACUUGAUGUAGAGCUUAUUGAAUUGGGAAUUAACGCAGGAUUACAAGAUAGAGUCAUACAAAGUUUUGGGGGUAUUAUGUACAUGGAUUUUGAAAAAGAAUUUAUGGAAAGGAACAAUGGAAUCGGAAGAUAUAUAAGAGUGCCAAGUGAAUUAAUACCUAAAGGAUUAUGGAUUGCUUAUGAAGGGAAUCCUAGCAAAAUUCAUAGUGAUGUGAGGAAAAGAUAUGAAGCUGGGGAUGAAAAGGUAGUAGAUGCCAUGAUCAAAUUUGCAUCUUAUGCCGAACAAACUUAUCAUCUUUUACUUGAUUCUUCAACUUCACAAACGACCAAGCGUGUGAAAUUAGCAAAGUUAAUGAAUAUGAAUUUUAAUUUGAGACAAGAGAUAUUUGGAAAUAAGAUACUUGGAAAGAAUAAUUUGAAAAUGAUUGAAUUGGCUAGGAAAUUUGGGUUUGCUGCCAAAUUUACAGGGUCGGGUGGUACUAUUGUUGGAUUAUGGGAAGAUGAAAAUAAUAAAGAUAUGAUGCUUAAUAUAGAGAAAUUGAAGAAUGAAUUGCAAAAAGAAGGGUUUGUGUUUUGUUGGGUUAAGAUUUGUGAUUACAAGUAUGAUGAAGAAUAA